GAGAUCACAGGUUACACAGAUCACAUGUUACAGAGAUCACAGGUUACAGAGAUCACAUGUUACAGAGAUCACAUGUUACAGAGAUCACAUGUUACAGAGCUCACAGGUUACAGAGAUCACAGGUUACAGAGCUCACAGGUUACAGAGCUCACAGGUUACAGAGCUCACAUGUUACAGAGAUCACAGGUUACAGAGAUCACAGGUUACAGAGAUCACAGGUUACAGAGAUCACAGGUUACAUAGAUCACAGGUUACAGAGAUCACAGGUUACAGAGAUCACAGGUUACAGAGAUCACAGGCUACAGAGAUCACAGGUUACAGAGAUCACAGGUUACAGAGAUAACAGGUUACAGAGAUCACAUGUUACAGAGAUCACAUGUUACAGAGAUCACAGGUUACAGAGAUCACAUGUUACAGAGAUCACAGGUUACAGAGAUCACAGGUUACAGAGAUCACAGGUUACAGAGAUCACAGGUUACAGAGAUCACAGGUUACAGAGAUCACAGGUUACAGAGAUCACAUGUUACAGAGAUCACAUGUUACAGAGAUCACCGGUUACAGAGAUCACAGGUUACAGAGAUCACAGGUUACAGAGAUCACAGGUUACAGAGAUCACAUGUUACAGAGAUCACAUGUUACAGAGAUCACCGGUUACAGAGAUCACAGGUUACACAGAUCACAGGUUACAGAGAUCACAGGUUACAGAGAUCACAGGUUACAGAGAUCACAGGUUACAGAGAUCACAGGUUACAGAGAUCACAGGUUACAGAGAUCACAUGUUACAGAGAUCACAUGUUACAGAGAUCACCGGUUACAGAGAUCACAGGUUACAGAGAUCACAGGUUACAGAGCUCACAGGUUACAGAGAUCACAUGUUACAGAGAUCACCGGUUACAGAGAUCACCGGUUACAGAGAUCACCGGUUACAUAGAUCACAGGUUACAUAGAUCACAGGUUACAUAGAUCACAGGUUACAGAGAUCACAGGUUACAGAGAUCACAGGUUACAGAGAUCACAGGUUACAGAGAUCACAGGUUACAGAGAUCACAGGUUACAGAGAUCACAGGUUACAGAGAUCACAGUUACAGAGAUCACAUGUUACAGAGAUCACAUGUUACAGAGAUCACAUGUUACAGAGAUAACAGGUUACAGAGAUCACAGGUUACAGAGAUCACAGGUUACAGAGAUCACAUGUUACAGAGAUCGCAGGUUACAGAGAUCGCAUGUUACAGAGAUCACAUGUUACAGAGAUCACAUGUUACAGAGAUAACAGGUUACAGAGAUCACAUGUUACAGAGAUCACCGGUUACAGAGAUCACAGGUUACAGAGCUCACA
Pimephales promelas (fathead minnow) is the source of this 1336-nucleotide messenger RNA. NCBI's taxonomy places the organism in Eukaryota, Metazoa, Chordata, Actinopteri, Cypriniformes, Leuciscidae. The record is from RefSeq and is a predicted model, not a curated record.